Messenger RNA from Galendromus occidentalis (western predatory mite), 2940 nucleotides. RefSeq names its product glutamate receptor ionotropic, kainate 1. Gene Ontology annotation, biological process: monoatomic ion transport. Bases 1 to 2940 code for a protein of 979 amino acids. Gene Ontology annotation, molecular function: signaling receptor activity; ligand-gated monoatomic ion channel activity. The record is from RefSeq and is a predicted model, not a curated record. Gene Ontology annotation, cellular component: membrane. The transcript has 19 exons. NCBI's taxonomy places the organism in Eukaryota, Metazoa, Arthropoda, Arachnida, Mesostigmata, Phytoseiidae.
AUGUGGUUUCUAGUGAUCUUGUGUUCGGGGCUGAGCUUCGGAGCGGCUUCGGCUCAAUCGAACCGCGCGCCUAAAGACGUGGGUACUAUCGGCAUAAUUGUUGAGCAGCAAGACUUGGCGAAGCACUUCCAUUACAUAGCUUCCAAGCUAGUGGACUCGAAUCUCAAGGCCGUAUCGAGAGUGAUCCAGAAUGACGACAUUCUAGAAGCUAUCCAGAGCAUGUGCGCCUUAAUGCAAUCGAACGUGAACGUCGUUUUCGGGCCAACUUCACCGGUAUCGUCCCUCCACGUGAGCUCCAUGGCUCGGACCUUCGACCUUCCCCACAUCGAGUUCCGCUGGGACCCCUCCCUGGUGGAUGAUGAGCACUCUCUCAAUCUUUUUCCCGACCCCGUACAGAUUGCAGAGGCCCAGACGGCUCUUAUGGAGUACUGGAAAUGGAAAAACAUAGCUCUCAUCUACGAGAGCGACGACGACAUUAUCGAGAUGCGACGUCUGCUGCAGGAGCUACAGGAAGAUGGUAUCGACGUCAAUUAUUUCAAAAAAGAUAAGGGAGAAACUUUCCGAACUCUGCUGCGCCAAAUCAAAGAGCGGGACAUUCGGAACAUCGUCGUCGACCUGGAACAGGAGGAACGGGAAAAAGACAAAGAAGGAAAAAUUGAGUCUUUCCUGAAACAGGCCAUGCAGGUCGCGAUGCUCAACGAGAAUUACAACUACUUCUUCCUUUCUCUGGAUUUCCACGUGGCUAAACUCAACGAUUUCAUGCAUUCGCGAGCGAACAUCACGGCUCUGAGACUGGUUGACAUGAAGCAUCACAUCGCCGACGACCUAUUGAGGGGACAGGAUACGCCUACGGUGAAGAAAAACGGUCCGAAUCAACGCCAAGCCAGGAAGACGAAUGCGACGCAUGUGAAACGCUUAUCGAAACGCGAGGACGCAGACGAGUCGGAGGAAGACGAAGGAGCUGAGGACGAUGCCAAUUUCCCACCCGGUCUCGAAACAGAAGUAGCGUUGAUAUACGACGCAAUUAUGCUGUUCAAGCUGGGUGUCAAAGAUCUCGUAAAUAAGAAGGGAUCUUUCAUAAAAGCGCUUCCGACUGCCAAAUGCGACGGCAAGAAAUCUCUCGAUACCGAGCAGCUCGGCACCGAGCUGACAAAAACCAUGCUCAAGAGAACUUUCGACGGAGCCACAGGACGAGUGAAUUUCAACGAGAAAGGAAUACGCGACGACUUCGUACUCUUCGUGACGGAGUUGGGAACAGAUGGGUUAGAAGAGCUACAAUCUUCCCGGUGCUUCCAGAUUGGAAUUUGGUCGAAAUCUGGCGGUUUGAACAUCACAAACGACGAGAACGAAUUCGAACUAACCAAAGAGGAGAAAAUCAAGAUCGACGACAUCCAUCUCAAGAUCGUCACGGUGCUCAACAAGCCAUGGCUGAUGAAAGACGAAAAACACUGGACGGAAGAGCGGCCUCGUUACAAGGGUUUCCUGAUUGACAUCUUGGAAGACAUUCGGAGAAAAUCCCCCAAACCGAUAGAUUACGAGUUAUAUCUUUCCCCUGACGGCACCUAUGGGGUGGAGAAACGCGUCGACAAUGACAGUGUUACAUGGAGCGGCAUGAUCGGAGAACUCGUCAACGAGAGAGCAAACGUAGCGCUCGCCGAUCUCAUCGUUUCGGAUGAAAGACUCCGCGCGGUCGAUUUCACCCUCCCGUUCAUGUCGGCUCAACUGGUGGCUGUGACCCGAGCUCCGGCUGCGCGAAAGCCCGGUGGAGUUUGGUCAUUCUUCUUGCCCCUGACCAGGGAGGUUUGGGUGUACACUAUCGUCGCCGGACUCUUGACUUCACUGGUCAUGUAUAUGUGCGCAAGGUUCUGCCUCUCGGAAUAUGUCCAUGUCCAGAAAGAUGGAUCUGACGAAGUGGAAAACCAACUAGGGAUGAACAACUGUCUCCUAUUCGUAUUCAGUACGCUGGUGCAUCAACGGCUUCAUCUGGAUCCAAAUGCCACCGCAACUCGGGUGCUGGCCGGGGUGUGGUAUUUCUUCACUUUCGUCAUCCUCGCCAUCAUCGUGGGAAACCUGUGCGAGAGCGUCCUUUGGGUCGACGAGGAUUUUUCGCAAUACGAAACAAUUCACGGUCUCCUCAAAGCUCGAGACAUGCAAUUCACUUGCAUCAAAGGCGGAUCGACGUGCCGCACCCUCGAGUCAUCUCACGCACCGAUCCUCUGGGAGAUCAACAAGCGCAUGCAGAAAUUCGAAACCCCCAGAGUCAGGAACGUUUCACAGGCUUUCGAGAAAAUGCAGACCGACGAUCAUCUGGCUCUGAUCAUGGAGUAUGCAUCGGCGAAAUUCAUCGUUGCUUCGUCGUGCGACCUGAUGAUGACCAAAGCCUUUUCGAACCAUGCUGCGUACGGGAUCGGUCUCAGCAAGAAGAACCCGAUCAAAACGAACCGGUUGCUGUCCGAGCUGAUCCUGCUCAUCCAGGCCAAAGGUCUAAUCCAGGAGCGCGAGGAACGGUGGUGGAAAACAAGGAGGUUCUGUGAUGUUGACAAUGAUGGAGAUUUUGAUGACGUCGAUGACCUUGGGGAAGAUGACUCGAAAGACAAACAAGGCGUGGAGCUGCGAGCGCUGUCUCCCUCGGAUUUGUCGGGCGCGUUCAUUCUCCUGUUCAUGGGUCUUUGUGCAGCAUUUCUCAUCUGUAUUGCCGAGAUCAUAUUCGAACACAUCACCAGAGACAGGAGAGAUACGUAUUUCAACAUGAUCACAGUCUUGGAUCACGUUCGUUUCGCCUUCAAAAUGCAAACCAAUCAGAUAGACCUCUCGGAAACAUCUCUGCCUAAGCAUCGUUGGAAGGAGCAACUCCAAAGACGCCGGAGGCAGCGCCAGGAUAAGACCGAAAAAGCUGGAACUUCGAAAGGAAUUGACUCGCUGAGUUCGGAAACGGCUUGA